AUAAAUGUCCAUUGCCAUCAAGAGCCCGCUGCUGUCGAGAGGCUAAAGCAACUGCAAGGACACAGCUCACCGAGGUCUGGAUUUCAGGCCCAGAAUACUGACUGAAGCCGGGACAGUUGGUGGCAAGCUCCAGGAAAAGCCUUGAGAAGCCUGUGGGGGCAGAGGCCCAGCAUGUGCACAGGGGGCUGCGCCAAGUGCCUGGGGGGCACACUCAUCCCCCUGGCUGUUUUUGCCUUCCUGGCUAAUGUCCUGCUAUUUUUCCCUGGAGGAAAAGUGAUCGAUGACAACAGCAACCUGUCUGAAGAGGUCUGGUAUUUCGGAGGAAUAUUAGGAAGUGGGGUUCUGAUGAUCUUCCCUGCGCUGGUGUUCUUGGGCCUAAAGAACAAUGACUGCUGCGGGUGCUGUGGCAAUGAGGGCUGCGGGAAGCGAUUUGCGAUGUUCACUUCCAUCAUAUUUGCUGCGAUUGGAUUCGUGGGCGCUGGCUACUCAUUUGUCCUGUCAGCCGUCUCCAUCAACCGGGGUCCUAAGUGUCUCCUGAGCAAUGGCACGUGGGACUACCCCUUCAACAAAGGAAAUUACCUCAGUGACCAAGACUUGUGGAACCUGUGUAAGGGGCCCUCUGAUAUUGUUCCCUGGAAUUUGACCCUCUUCUCCAUCCUGCUGGUCAUCGGAGGAAUCCAGAUGGUUCUAUGUGCUGUCCAGGCGAUCAAUGGCAUCCUGGGCACACUCUGUGGGGACUGCCAGUGCUGUGGCUGCUGCGGGGGAGAAGGCACAGUUUAAACCUUUACAGUGAGCAGCUCUAAAUCUACAACCUGUGGGAAGACAUCCGGAUUAGCCUCAGUUUCCCUGCUUCAAUCGUUAAUUCCCAUCUGGUCCCCACCGGCAAAGCUUAGGGAGGGCAGAGUGCUCCCCUCUCCCUACAACCAGCUUUGCCCAAGUUAGAAUCUUCUUAUUUUCAAAUAAAAAGCAGAUUACAUUUUUGAUUUAUAAGUUUCUUAAAUUAGCUGCUUUGUAGAAUUGAAGAACAGAUUCGAAGUCAAUUUUCCACUAUGUUUUUUUCCCCUAAAAGUGUUAAAAUUAUGAAGUCCCAUGUCCUACCAUCCUGCUUCUUUGUAUAUAAAGAUGUUUAUAUCUUUGGAAGCUUUUCUUAAGUCAAAGGAGGAAAAUGCAUUGAAAAUAAGAAACUAAUAUUUUCCCGAUUUGUAGAAAAAAAAUUAAUGUAUCAUAAAUGAUUUUUAUGUAAAGCUUUUUAGCUAAUAUGAGUUACUACUCCUGAGUAGCCUUGUGCUAGUAUUCCCUCAUGUACAUUAAAUUAAAUUUUAAAUUCAGUGGUAAUAUAGUAAAGAUUGAGUGUCUCUGAAGGAAACCAAGGAGCAGAAGAUCGAAGGAUCUUUGCAGUCUUUUUACAAAUGCUUUGUUUGAUCAAACAAGAAUGUUUUUCAAAAGCUAAUUUGGGUAACACUUUUGCUGCCUAUUUUCCAGGAUUUAGAUAAUAAGUAAUAUUACUUCUAUGUUUUAUGUGUCUGAAAUCGAAAUGAAGUCAAACCCACUGUAUUGAUUUGGAUUCUGAACUGACUCCAGCUCAAGGGUCCUGGGAAAAUAAUUUUCCCAGUCUUAGUCCCUCAGAUUUAGGGAGCUGUUACAAGACAAUCAUCCCGAGAAUCUUCAAGUCACCCAAGAAUGAAACAGAAUUGCAGUACCGUGAACUUGACCUAAUGAACAGUGAGGAGGGUCUUGGAGGGAUUUGCAUGUCACGCUGGCAGGCUGCAAUAAAGCAUUAACAAUCAC
Molecule: messenger RNA, 1788 nt
Organism: Octodon degus (degu)
Lineage: Eukaryota; Metazoa; Chordata; Mammalia; Rodentia; Octodontidae
Gene: Tm4sf4
Product: transmembrane 4 L six family member 4
Exons: 5
Coding region: 172-780 (202 amino acids)
Cellular component (GO): membrane
Source: RefSeq, a predicted model, not a curated record